Messenger RNA from Myotis davidii, 1512 nucleotides. RefSeq names its product GATA binding protein 1 (globin transcription factor 1) (gene GATA1). Lineage: Eukaryota; Metazoa; Chordata; Mammalia; Chiroptera; Vespertilionidae. Gene Ontology annotation, biological process: negative regulation of transcription by RNA polymerase II; positive regulation of transcription by RNA polymerase II; cell fate commitment. The record is from RefSeq and is a predicted model, not a curated record. Gene Ontology annotation, molecular function: RNA polymerase II cis-regulatory region sequence-specific DNA binding; zinc ion binding; DNA-binding transcription factor activity, RNA polymerase II-specific.
GAGAAGGAGGAAGGGAGCCUCAAAGGCCAAGGCCAGGCAGGACACCCCCUGGGAUCACACUGAGCUCGCCACAUCCCCAAAGCAGCUGAACCCUCUGCACCAACCAGCCCAGGUCAAACCUCAGAGGCCCUAUGGAGUUCCCUGGCCUAGGGGCCCUGGGGACCUCUGAGCCCCUACCCCAGUUUGUGGACCCUGCCCUGGUGUCCUCACUACCAGAAUCAGGGGUCUUCUUCCCCUCUGGGCCUGAAGGCUUGGAUGCAGCAGCUUCCUCCACUGCCCCAAACACCGCCUCGGCUGCAGCUGCUGCACUGGCCUACUACAGGGAUGCUGAGGCUUACAGACACUCCCCAGUCUUUCAGGUGUACCCACUGCUCAACUGUAUGGAGGGAAUCCCAGGGGGCUCACCAUACACCAGCUGGGCCUAUGGCAAGACUGGGCUCUACCCUCCAUCCACUGUGUGCCCCACCCGCGAGGACUCCCCACCCCAGGCCUCAGAAGAUCCGGAUGGAAAAGGCAGUUUCCUAGAGACGUUAAAGACAGAGCGACUGAGUCCAGACCUCUUGACACUGGGACCUGCAGUGCCUUCAUCCAUCCCUGUCCCCAGCACUGCCUAUGGGGGCCCUGACUUUCCCAAUAACUUCUUUUCUCCCACCGGAAGCCCCCUCAAUCCAGCAGCCUAUUCCUCCCCCAAGCUUCGUGGAACACUGCCCCUGGCCACCUGUGAGGCCAGGGAGUGUGUGAACUGCGGAGCGACAGCCACUCCACUGUGGCGGCGAGACAGGACAGGCCACUACCUGUGCAAUGCCUGUGGCCUCUAUCACAAGAUGAAUGGGCAAAACAGGCCCCUCAUCCGGCCCAAAAAGCGCCUGAUUGUCAGCAAGCGGGCAGGUACCCAGUGCACCAACUGCCAGACAACUACCACGACACUGUGGCGGAGGAAUGCCAGUGGGGACCCCGUGUGCAAUGCCUGCGGACUCUAUUACAAAUUACACCAGGUGAACCGACCACUGACCAUGCGGAAGGAUGGUAUCCAGACUAGAAACCGCAAGGCAUCAGGAAAAGGAAAAAAGAAACGAGGGUCGAGUCUGGGAGGCACAGGACCAGCUGAUGCACCGGCUGGUGGCUUCAUGGUGGUGGCUGGGGGCAGCGAUGGUGGGAAUUUUGGGGAAGUGGCCUCAGGCUUGACAUUGGGCCCACCUGGUACUGCCCAUCUCUACCAAGGCCUGGGCCCCGUGGUGCUGUCAGGGCCUGUCAGCCACCUCAUGCCUUUCCCCGGGCCCCUGUUGGGUUCACCCACAGGUUCCUUCCCCACAGGCCCCAUGCCUCCCACCACCACCAGCACUGUGGUUGCACCACUCAGCUCAUGAGGACACAGAGCAUGGCCUCAGAGCGGGGGUACGGUCCCUCUCCGCGUGGAGCCAGCAGUUUCUCUACAACCCAACCCUCUGGGCCCCCCACGCCCCUUGGUCUGGACCUUCAACGAUUUGUAAAAUAAAGCACCAAAGUCCUGAA